AUGGAUUCGGUUGAGGAACAGGCUUUGUUCUUGGAAGAUGGACUCCUAGAACAGAAUGGAAGUAAUGGACUCCACACAGGAGAUGGCUCAGUCGACAUUAAUGGGAAGCCUGUUCUUAAGCAGAAGACUGGAAAUUGGAAAGCAUGCUCUUUCAUAUUGGGACAUGAAUGCUGUGAACGCUUAGCCUACUAUGGAAUUGCUACUAAUCUCGUCACUUAUCUUACCCACAAGCUACACGAAGGAAAUGUUUCAGCUGCAAAAAGUGUCAACAUUUGGGCUGGAACUUGCUACUUUACUCCCCUCAUUGGCGCCAUGUUGGCAGAUGCUUACUGGGGACGAUAUUGGACAAUUGCUGCUUUCUCCACAAUUUACUUCAUUGGAAUGUGUACUUUGACUCUCUCAGCAUCUAUUCCUGCUUUAAAGCCAGCUGAAUGUGUAGGUUCUGUGUGCCCUCCAGCAACUCCGGCUCAGUAUGCAAUUUCAGAGUCCCGGGGGAGCCCUUUUACAAGAAUGUGCCAAGUUGUGGUUGCGUCAUUCCAUAAGUGGAAUCUGGAGGUCCCCCAAGACAGUAGUCUCCUAUAUGAAACAGAAGAAAAACACUCCGCUAUUGAAGGAAGCCGGAAACUGGUGCACAGCAAGGAAUUGAAGUGUCUUGAUAAAGCUGCUGUACUGUCGGAGGCUGAGAUCAAAAGUGGGGACUUCGCAGAUCCAUGGAGGCUUUGUACUGUGACUCAGGUGGAGGAAUUGAAGGUUUUGAUCCGCAUGUUUCCAAUCUGGGCUACAGGAAUUAUUUUUUCUGCUGUCAAUGCUCAAAUGGGUACAUUGUUUGUGGAACAAGGGAUGCUGAUGGACAAGACAAUUGGUUCUUUCACCAUCCCUCCUGCUUCUAUGUCAACAAUUGAUGUUAUUGGUGUUAUUUGCUGGGUCCCAAUCUAUGAUAGGAUUAUCGUUCCACUUGCAAGAAAGUUCACUGGCAAAGAGAGGGGCUUCUCAGAGUUGCAGCGUAUGGGAAUCGGCUUGUUCAUUUCGACACUAUCAAUGACAGCUGCAGCAUUGGUAGAGAUUAACCGCUUGCAGCUUGCAAAGGAGCUUGGACUGGUUGGUGAAGCUGUCGAGGUGCCUCUUAGUAUCCUUUGGCAAAUUCCCCAGUGUAUGCUGAUGGGUGUGGCGGAAGUUUUUACAGCCAUUGGUCAGAUAGAAUUUUUCUAUGAACAAUCUCCAGAUGCCAUGCGGAGUCUAAGCACUGCAUUUGCUCUCCUGACGGUAUCUUUCGGUAGUUACCUGAGCUCCUUCAUUCUGAAUAUGGUAACUUACUUCACAACAGCAGGUGGGGAGACCGGAUGGAUUCCAGAUAACUUGAAUAAUGGGCACCUUGAUUAUUUCUUCUGGCUUUUAGCUGGACUCAGCUUCGCCAACAUGUUGAUCUACAUUGUUUGUGCCAAGAAAUAUAAACAGAAGAAGGCUUCCUAA
Dovyalis caffra is the source of this 1470-nucleotide messenger RNA. The record is from the annotation of a GenBank genome assembly. Lineage: Eukaryota; Viridiplantae; Streptophyta; Magnoliopsida; Malpighiales; Salicaceae.